ACAACCAAGUCUGCGAAAUCGCUUUCGAGCGAAUUAUUCGGCGACGACUCCGACGGACCGUGCCCCGAGCCAGUCCCGAAAGCGUCGCCGCUGUGGUCGUCCCUGGCCCGCAGAGUCGCUGAUGGCGUGACGCGCCAGGUCGAGCUGGUCGAAGAGGGGGAGAUCUUCUUCGAUGUCAAGGUGUUUAACACCUGCGACAUCAUCGACCUGGAUCCUCGUCAGCGGGCUGAAAAGUGGACUGCACAGUUGCGCUUGAGGGUGAAGCCCAACGAUCCGCUCUGGGUGCAAUUAAAAAAAAUUGCAAGGGACGCAAAGCGGCGGUUCCACAAGGACCCAAUAUUUUAUAAGAACAAAUAGUGAGUUUAAGUGAUUUUUUUAAUCUUUAGAAGUAGGUGUUUAUUUUAGUUUUAAGAUAAUUAAUUUGUAAGUUUUUAAUUAUACUUUUAUUCAACUUAUAAUAUUUUUGUGUCUUAAUUACUUGUCUUUAUCCAAUUUGUCACUCUUUCAACAUGGGUAAAACUAUUUACUGUUCAAUUUGUGAAGAGUCUGUUAAAAGUAAAGCCUUCCCAGGUCACUUGCGUAGCACUAAACAUAAAAAUAACUGUGCAGUACAGUUUGAUACAGGCAUUGAAAAAAUCAGUUCAGCAUUUCGGAACCGCAUAGCUUCUUAUCGUAUACGCGCAGAGCGCGAGCGUCAAGCGGAUGAUGAUAGCGCUGUAGCUGCUACUUGCCCAAGGCAGUUCUUGCUUAGCAUUGCUUCAAAGUUGAAAAGACUUAUUGACUCUGCGUUAGCUAAUCAUGUUAACGUGAAAAUAAACUUUGAACUAUUUGUUAAAGUAAUUCUACCUAAAGAUGAUUCCAUGGAAAUAAAGUCAUUUGCAACAGAAAAUAUUGCCAUACAUCAAAACUAUAUUUUUAAUGAUUUCUUGGAGAUUGUUUCUGAAAUUCUUUGUAAAAAGAUAGAUGAAUUCCAGGAAAAGGGAAGUGGGUAUUCGCCUUUAAAAGGGUCAUGCUAUAUUAAAUUGCCAAAAACGAUUAGUUCGAAACGGGCAUGUGUAAACAUCAAAAAUAAUGAUGAAUAUUGUUUCGCAUGGACUGUAAUGGCUGCGUUGUACCCAGCAAAAAAGAAUGGUUUUCGAGUGUCUUCGUAUCCUCACUUCAGUACUAUAUUAAAUUUAAGUAAUAUGUCCUUCCCUGUUUCAUUUAAAGACAUAAAGAUAUUUGAAAAGAAUAACGAAAAUAUCAGUGUUAAUGUCUAUGGUUUGGAUAGUAAAAACAAUAUUACGGGCCCAUUAUACAAAACCAAACUAAGAAAAAAGUACCACGUUAACAUGCUUUUGUUGCAAGAUGGUUGUAAAUCGCAUUAUUGUCACAUAAAGGAUCUUCCUAAAUUGAUAAGAAAGCAAGUUACUAAACAUCAUGGGAAGAUUUACUUUUGCGAUGAUUGCUUGCUAUUUUUUAAAUCAAAUUUACAAUAUGAGAAGCAUGAGUGUGGAGGGGUCACGACUGUUCUUCCAGAUAAAGGGUCUGUAGUUCAGUUUAAAAAUUUUCAAUGUAAACAAUUCAUACCUUUUGUAAUAUACGCUGAUUUCGAAACGUUGCUCCAACCAUGCAACGAAACUCAAGGGCAUCACACAACGAAUACACAACGACAUAUUCCAGCUGCGUUUGCAUAUUACAUUGUCUGUAAUUAUGAUAGUAGCCUUAAUCGUUUAGUAAGUUAUCGUGGCCCUGAUUGUGCAUCAAAGUUUGUUGAUUAUUUACAGAGGGACAUAAAAAAAGUUUUCAGCAUCAUUAAAUCGGCUUCCGAGGAUCCUGUGCCUAUUAUUUUUGACGGUGACGAUUUAUACAAAUUUGACAGCGCGGAGUAUUGUUACUUAUGUUCAAAUUUGUUAAUUGGUGAUAAAGUGAGAGAUCACUGUCACUUCACAGGUACCUAUAGAGGCGCCGCUCACUCGUUUUGUAAUCUUAAGUUUCAAAUCCCAAAAUUCGUUCCAAUUUUUUUUCACAAUUUGUCAGGCUAUGACUGCCAUUUGUUCAUUCGGGAGCUAAGCCGUAUUCCCGGGUCCAUCAAAGUAAUUCCAAAAAGUAAGGAAAAUUACAUCUCCUUUACUAAGUUUAUUCCUCUUUCAGACGAUACUUUUGUUGCAGCAAGAUUUGUUGAUACAUUUAAAUUUAUGGGCACCAGUUUAGAACAGUUGGCUAAUAAUCUUAACCAUGCUGACUUCACACAUUUACAUAAAAUUUGUCUAAAUGAACAUCAAUUUGCAUUAUUGCGUAGAAAAGGUAUUUAUCCUUAUGAAUAUAUGUCUAACUGGACUGUUUAUGAUGAAACGAGCUUNGAAAACUUAACAUGUUAG
Molecule: messenger RNA, 2360 nt
Organism: Ostrinia furnacalis (Asian corn borer)
Lineage: Eukaryota; Metazoa; Arthropoda; Insecta; Lepidoptera; Crambidae
Exons: 2
Coding region: 510-2360 (616 amino acids)
Source: RefSeq, a predicted model, not a curated record